ACACAGACACUACCCACCUCGUCUCAAUCGCAGGCGGCUCAGAGGACGGCGGGGGCCACGUGACUCGGGCGCCAUUUCACGAGAGUUCGUACUUCUCGCGAGAUCUCUCUCGCCUUGUCUUUUCCUCCUGCCCGAGCCCGGCUUUUCUCCCCUCCCCCCUCGCCGGCGGAGUUUUCCCUUUUUCCGACCGAACCUCGCCGCGGUGGAAAUCUUCCCUGCUGCAGUUUCCCCUGCCGCCGCUCGGCUCGCCUCCCCGACCCCUGCCCGCCGUUCCGUCCCCAGCCCCACCCAAGAUGUCAGAGGAUCUAGCAAAACAGUUGGCUAGCUACAAAGCUCAACUCCAGCAAGUAGAAGCUGCUCUGUCGGGAAAUGGAGAAAAUGAAGAUCUGCUGAAACUGAAGAAGGAUUUGCAAGAAGUAAUAGAACUGACCAAAGACCUUCUGUCAACUCAGCCUUCGGAAACUCUUGCAAGUUCAGACAGUUUUGCUUCUCCUCAGCCCACUCAUUCAUGGAAAGUAGGGGACAGGUGCAUGGCAGUCUGGAGUGAAGACGGACAGUGUUAUGAAGCGGAGAUUGAAGAGAUAGAUGAAGAAAAUGGCACCGCUGCAAUCACCUUUGCUGUUUAUGGCAAUGCCGAAGUGACUCCAUUGUUGAACCUCAAGCCUGUAGAAGAAGGAAGGAAGGCAAAAGAGGACAGUGGCAACAAACCCAUGUCCAAAAAAGAAAUGAUCGCCCAGCAGCGUGAAUAUAAAAAGAAAAAAGCUUUGAAAAAAGCACAGAGAAUAAAAGAGCUUGAGCAGGAGCGAGAAGACCAGAAGGUGAAAUGGCAGCAGUUCAACAACAGGGCGUACUCGAAGAACAAGAAAGGCCAGGUAAAGAGGAGUAUUUUUGCUUCGCCAGAAAGUGUAACGGGCAAAGUUGGAGUAGGAACUUGUGGAAUUGCUGACAAGCCCAUGACACAGUAUCAAGAUACAUCUAAAUACAAUGUCAGGCAUUUGAUGCCUCAGUAAUCAGAAAAACUGUUGGAUUUCAUCUCUGCAGGGCUUUACACUUACCUUUUUAUCCUUAUAUUUUUCUAAAGGUAAAUUAUUUGUUAGAUGAGUAAGGAAGAUACAUUGUUGUCAUUGUUUGGCUUUGGUAGAAUGAAACUUGAAGACAUUUGAUAACUGCUAUCAUUUAACUUUCAUUACUACUUACUCCAGCUUCCUCAGUAUGUUGAACAAGGCAACUUUCCUAGGUAAUGCUGCUUAGAUCAGCACUUAGCUCAUGAACCUGAGGCCAUGUACCUGAUGCUGUGUGCACAGUUUGUAAGUCCUGACUUGGAAUUUUCAGAUGCUUUGCACUUGACGUACAUAUUUCAACAGUUCAUUGGAACAGCGAGGCAGAAUGCCAGCCUGCUAAAGAGAGCUUCAGUUUUACAACCUGGCCGUUGUCCAGACAAGCCCAAGUAUAGGUUAAUUUAUAUAAACGGCAAAGUUUAUUUUGACGUUUUUUCCUUGAAUUACUUGUUUCCUGGGCCUAUUAGGUCACCUCUACAAUUGACUCACUUUGUAUUUUUUGUCAUUGAGUUUGAAAUUUAUAUUAAAAAAACAAACCAUGUUUAGGAUGUG
Molecule: messenger RNA, 1610 nt
Organism: Mastomys coucha (southern multimammate mouse)
Lineage: Eukaryota; Metazoa; Chordata; Mammalia; Rodentia; Muridae
Gene: Smndc1
Product: survival motor neuron domain containing 1
Exons: 6
Coding region: 294-1010 (238 amino acids)
Biological process (GO): regulation of alternative mRNA splicing, via spliceosome; mRNA processing
Cellular component (GO): cytoplasm; precatalytic spliceosome; nucleus
Molecular function (GO): RNA binding
Source: RefSeq, a predicted model, not a curated record